UAUACUACUAGAAUUUGAACUUUGGUUGAACAUGGCGUCUUUCCUGAUACUGUCAGUGUUUUCUCUUUGUCUUUUUCCACGUCCUGCAGCUACAGCCUCACAAGGUGAUGAUCGUGUGGACAAAAUAGAGGACCGACUGUGGAAGCUGGAGGGGAAACUUAAUCAAUACAUAGAGGAAAAUGGUCACCUGAAGAAGAUGGAAAGGAAACUAAACCAAUACAUGGAGGAACAUGGCCGCCUCCAACAACAGAAUCAAGAGCUACAAAGAUGGGUCUCUAAGACUGAGAAAAAGAAUGGCGAGUUGACAAUCAAGAUAAGUUCUCUUGAGGAAAAAGUCAAGGAGAUUCAGCAGAGUAAUGACAAAUGUCAGAUUGACAUAAAACAGUUAUCUACAAUUAUUGAGGAUAAUUCUGAUAGUUUCAUUUUCAAUAACGAUCAAAUGAAUGGAUCAACCCCAUCGAAUAGCAACGAAGUGAAAUCGUUCUCAUCGCAUACUUAUAUCCGAAAAAGAAUUGUUCCAGCAACGGUUGCUUCCACCGAGCAAGUAGCUUUCUACGCCUAUAUGUCUACAAACACGCAAGCAAAUCUUCGGCAACAUCACACACUGAUAUAUGACGUGGUAAAAAUCAACAAAGGUCAAGGUUAUCACCAGGACGACGGUAUCUUUACUGUCCCAAGUUCGGGUGUCUAUGUGUUUGCAUGGACUGUGGCUAUUCAAACUCACGGAUGGGCGAGUGUGGAAAUAGUAGUCAACGGGGUAGUUUUCGGGUCCACAUUUGCAGAUGGUACUCUUAGUGAUUGGGAGCAUGGUUCUGGGAUCGUCGUGGUCGAGACGCACACUGGGGACCACGUCUACGUACGCAUGCAAGAAAACGGGAAUGGAGUAGUUAACAGCAAUGCAAGGGGAAGAACGUCCUUUUCGGGAUGGAAACUGUUCUAAUAUGAUGUAAACUAUAAGAAAUAUAUAUGGUUUAAUAAACACAGAAGUCUUACAUCC
Molecule: messenger RNA, 997 nt
Organism: Magallana angulata
Lineage: Eukaryota; Metazoa; Mollusca; Bivalvia; Ostreida; Ostreidae
Product: heavy metal-binding protein HIP-like
Exons: 2
Coding region: 32-940 (302 amino acids)
Molecular function (GO): protein binding
Source: RefSeq, a predicted model, not a curated record